AUGACGAAGGGCUCUGUGUACAUUGCGACCUCUCUGGAUGGUUACAUUGCCAAAGCGGACGGAGAUAUUGACUGGCUCAACAACAUUCCUCCACCAGCGAAAGAAGAAGGUGACAUGGGAUUUGCCGCCUAUUUGGCAUCGGUGGAUUGCAUGGUCAUGGGACGGAAUACAUUUGAUAAGGUUCUCUCCUUUGGCAAGGACGUGUGGCCCUACGGAACGCUCAAGGUGGUUGUUUGGAGUCGCACCAUGAAACCAGACGAUAUCCCUGACUAUCGACGCGAUACUGUGUCCUGCAGUGCCUUGCCACCCAAAGAGCUGAUGCAAGAGUUGCAAGACAAUGGACACAAGAAAGCCUACAUUGAUGGGGGUGUGACGGUGCAAGAAUUUUUAAAGGCGGGAAUGGUGCAGGAAAUUUGUCUCAGUCUGGCGCCCAUUUUGCUCGGCAGUGGCAUUAAAUUGUUCCCCACCGAUGGACCCCAAUUCAAUUUGAAACUGAAGGAAAGCAUGUCGUACUCCAAUGGCAUGGUCCAGUCUACCUACGAGGUGCUUCCAAACGAAGAAUGA
This is a messenger RNA of Seminavis robusta, 564 nucleotides long. NCBI's taxonomy places the organism in Eukaryota, Bacillariophyta, Bacillariophyceae, Naviculales, Naviculaceae. The record is from the annotation of a GenBank genome assembly.